Corapipo altera (White-ruffed manakin) is the source of this 1202-nucleotide messenger RNA. It is a transcript of the gene VSX2, whose product is annotated as visual system homeobox 2. Gene Ontology annotation, biological process: regulation of transcription by RNA polymerase II. Gene Ontology annotation, cellular component: nucleus. The transcript is spliced from 5 exons. The record is from RefSeq and is a predicted model, not a curated record. The coding region runs from base 1 to 1155 and encodes 384 amino acids. NCBI's taxonomy places the organism in Eukaryota, Metazoa, Chordata, Aves, Passeriformes, Pipridae. Gene Ontology annotation, molecular function: sequence-specific double-stranded DNA binding; DNA-binding transcription factor activity, RNA polymerase II-specific.
AUGACGGGCAAAGCGGGCGCGGCGCUGGCCCCCAGCCUGCCCGGCAAGCCCAAGCCCGACGGCGCGGCCGCCGCCGCCCCGCCACCGCCUCCGCCGCCCCCCGCGGCAGGGGUCAAGCCCAGCUCCGGGCCCACCCCUCCUCGUUGCACCGGUUUCGGUAUCCAGGAGAUCCUGGGCUUGAACAAGGAGCCGCCGUCGCACCCUCGGGCCGCCCUGGACUCUCUGCCCGCCGGGCACCUGCUGGCGGCCCGCUCUGUGCUCAGCCCCGCCGGGGUGGGCGGCGUGGGCAUGGGGCUACUGGGGGCCGGCGGCAUCCCUGGCUUUUACACUCAGCCCACCUUCCUGGAGGUGCUCUCCGACCCCCAGAGCGUCCACCUGCAGCCCCUGGCCCGGGCUCCCGGGCAGCUGGACAGCAGCCAGACGGCCAGCUCAGAUUCCGAGGAUGUCUCCUCCAGCGACCGAAAAAUGUCCAAAUCUUCCCUAAACCAGAGCAAGAAACGAAAGAAGAGGCGGCACAGGACAAUCUUCACAUCCUACCAACUGGAGGAACUGGAAAAGGCCUUCAAUGAGGCCCACUAUCCUGACGUUUAUGCUAGAGAGAUGUUGGCCAUGAAAACAGAGUUGCCAGAAGACAGGAUACAGGUUUGGUUCCAGAACCGCCGGGCCAAAUGGCGGAAGAGAGAGAAAUGCUGGGGCAGGAGCAGUGUGAUGGCUGAGUAUGGGCUCUACGGUGCCAUGGUGCGUCACUCCAUCCCACUGCCCGAGUCCAUCCUCAAGUCUGCCAAGGAUGGCAUCAUGGAGUCCUGUGCCCCUUGGCUCCUGGGGAUGCACAAAAAGUCUCUGGAGGCAGCGGCUGAGGCGGGGAGGAAGACAGAGGUGGAGCGCCAGGCCCUGCCCAAGCUUGACAAAGGUGACAAGGAAGAGAGGGGUCCGGAUCCCAAAACCACCAUUUCUCAGGAGGAACUGAGAGAAAACAGCAUUGCUGCCCUCAGGGCCAAAGCUCAGGAGCACAGCACCAAAGUCCUGGGGACCAUUGCUGGGGACACCCCAGCCCCAGGCAGGAAGCCGGAGACAGGGGAGGAGAUGGCAGUGGCAGAGGAUGAGAGACAGACGGAGAAGUUGAACUCGUCGCAGAAGGAGGAGAAGCUGAUCUAGGGGGAAGAGAGGCGGUGGAAGCCAGCCCCGACAGACACUCUGUCCUC